ACAAUUGCUGGUAUUGUCCUGGAAACAACCUUGAUAAAGACACUAGUUUGAGUUAUUCUCUGAAAGGGACAAAUGGUGCUCUUGGGAAAAACUGACCGGCUUGCACGUAUUGUCAGUCCCAAAGGUCAUAACAUCUGGCCCUGUGUAAAACAUCUCUCACUGUAUGAUACAAAACUUCUGAACUUUUGACUUUAUAAAGCAGAUGCUUGGCACGCAGCUGCUGAAGAAACUGAGUGAGCCAAUCUAUAUAAAUUGCAUAAUGAACAUAGCUGACAUUUCUGUUUUUCUAACUCCUUAGAUGUACAAACAUUUCCAGCGAAAAUAUUCCUGACCCCAUAUGAGUAGAUAGAUGUGCUUCCUCCCCAAUCCACCUGCCUUAUCAGGAAAGUCAAACAGCUUUCCAAACCAUUUGUUUUUCACGAAAACAGGUGAAGGAGCCACUGGCAGCAAUUAUGGCUACACCAAUAGUGGGUACAGUGUAUACGAGGAAGAAAAUGAAAAGCUAACCGAAAGUUUGCGUUCAAAAGUUACUGCCAUAAAAUCACUUUCCAUUGAAAUUGGAGCAGAGGUUAAACAGCAAAAUAAAAUACUAUCUGAAAUGGACAAUGACUUUGAUUCAACAAGUGGAUUUCUUGGUGCAACAAUGGGUAGACUGAAAAUUCUCUCCAGAGGAAGCCAGACAAAACUCUUAUGCUACAUGAUGUUGUUCUCCCUGUUUGUCUUUUUUGUAAUUUACUGGAUUAUUAAACUGAGGACUGGAGUUCAGCAGAACAGAUAAUUGAUCCAACUGACAUAGAGUGGUCAUGGAUGUAGUCUUCCGCCAUUUUUAAACAAACAUGGUUCUUGUGCUCAAGUCACUGUUCUUGGAUCCUCUUAUUGGACUAUGAUAUGUGCAGUGCAAUACUGUCCUUUUGACAGCAUGGUCAUAUGGCUAAUUUUAUGCACUUCUCUAGAUUAAGCAAAAUAUUUACAAAUCAAAAUGCCAUAUGUGUUUAAUUUGAUUAUUUAGACCAUUGUAAGGGUCCAUUAGCUUAUUGGUUAAAUGUAAUCAUGCUGGCCAAUUGUUAAAAUGUGGAGAUGGGGGUGUUAGAGGUGUGACUGUUAAAUAGACCUGAUUCUGCUUGCCCUUUAUACUCCCCAUGAAGCCAUCAGAAAAGAAAUGCAAAGGUUUAAUAAAUAUGGAGAUCUUCUGCUCCCCCCCUAGCCAUCUAUAGACUGGAUAAUUCAGGCUGAAGUAAAAGUAAGGUUGCACUUUAGUUUUUUCCAUCAGCCAGUUUGGUGGGAACCCUUCAAAGAACAAUAGUGAAGCAUGGCCAGCUGAAAACACUGCACGCUAUUUCUGUACAUUUUACAGAAUGUAAAGAAAAGCUUAAAUUUUGUAUCCAAACAUUUGCUUGGUCAUUAGAUAUUAGCUACAUGUCAGCAAGUUCAGUCUGUCAUUCCAAAUGAUUGGGAGCCAUGUACUGUGGAUUUUUAUAUUUUACAUUUAUAUUUCACAUGAAAGCCAGAUUUUGCUACUGAAUAAAUUUAUAUUAUAGAAGUAUUACUGCUUACAGUGGGAGAGCUCAUAUGAAAAAAAAACCUGAAACGUAUCUGAUGUUCAUCUUGGAUAUAAUCAGCCUUAGAAUGUCCUUAAUAGGUGCUAAGGAAGAGGGAUCAAGAGACCUGUCAAACUUUGAUCAGCGCCAACGAGAUGAAAAAAGAGAAACAUUCCUGAACUCUUACUCUUGUGCAGUACUGUAUAGUCUCUUUGUAUAAAUAUGGAAUCAUAAGGCUAAAUCUAGUUUUAGUCUUAUAGCAGAUCCAGAAAACAAAUGAAACCUGUCUGUCAUAAAUAAAAUACAUUCCACUGAUUUCA
This is a messenger RNA of Pogona vitticeps (central bearded dragon), 1858 nucleotides long. The record is from RefSeq and is a predicted model, not a curated record. Lineage: Eukaryota; Metazoa; Chordata; Lepidosauria; Squamata; Agamidae.